This is a messenger RNA of Rana temporaria (common frog), 1694 nucleotides long. RefSeq names its product protein ALP1-like. The transcript is spliced from 2 exons. The record is from RefSeq and is a predicted model, not a curated record. Bases 214 to 1416 code for a protein of 400 amino acids. NCBI's taxonomy places the organism in Eukaryota, Metazoa, Chordata, Amphibia, Anura, Ranidae.
ACGCUAGCGUUAGGCAGCGUUUUUUUAAAAAAAAAAAUCUCUAGGCUAUAAACACUCCCAAAACACUCCCAAAUAUCCCACAAUGCAUCAGAAAACAUAACAGAGCAUGUGUCGGAGCCAUUUUGUUUGGAGAGAGAGAGAGAUAGUGAGAGAGGAGACAGCAUAUUUCAGUUGCUAGUAAUUUUUGGCAUCUUGUCAAUUUUGAGGAGAAAUAUGGAUCCCGUCCUGCAAAAAGUCGAUGAGGCGAUCAUUCUGAUUGCCUUGCGGAGGCAACGGAGGAGACAGGAGGAGGAGAGAAGCAGGAGACGGCAUCGAUAUUGGGUGCAUCCUAUGGUCUCCCAUCGGGUCUCAACGGGCUAUUUUCAUAAUCUUUAUUCAGAAUUGCGUAUCUAUCCCAACAAAUUUAGUAACUUCACUAGAAUGUCAGUGGCACGAUUUGACGACUUGUUGGAGAGGCUCAGACCGAGGCUGACCAGGAUGGACACUGCAAUGCGCAACUCGAUUUCACCGGAGGAACGGCUCUUAGUGACACUCAGAUACCUUGCAACUGGACAGAGUUAUGCAACCUUACACCAUUACUUUCUUCUUGGUGUAACAACUGUUUCCAGAGUCGUGAAGGAAACAUGUGUGGCAAUAUGGGAGGAAUUGCAUAACGUCGUCAUGCCAGAGCCCACAGAGGAGAUCUGGGAAUCUGUUGUUGACACAUUUUGGGAGAAGACACAGUUCCCAAAUUGCAUAGGUGCCCUUGAUGGGAAACACAUCAGGGUGAGGAAGCCUCCGCACUCAGGAUCCUCAUAUUACAACUACAAGAAAUAUUUUUCCGUGGUCCUACUGGCAUUGUCAGAUGCAAACCUCAAAUUUCUUUUAGUGGAUGUGGGAGCUUAUGGCAGCCAAGGUGACGCCCGUAUUUUUCGAGAGUCGACCUUUGGACGCCGUAUUCAUGCGGGACAAUUGAACAUCCCCGAAAGCAGGCCUCUACCCUGCACUGAGGAACCCAGUUUGCCUCUAGUUAUGGUGGCAGACGAGGCCUUUGGUUUGGCCGAAAACCUCAUGAGGCCAUACAGCGGCUAUGGUCUCAACCGGCAGCAAAAAGUCUACAAUUACAGACUCAGCCGUGCACGCCGCGUUGUGGAAUGUGCAUUCGGGGUGUGCACAGCUAAAUGGCGCGUGUUGCUAACAAGCAUCCACCUUGAUGUAGAGAACGCCAUUAAAGUGGUUCUGGCUUGCUGUGUUCUCCAUAAUUAUCUUAGGGACAAUGACAACAGCAACGUUGAACCGGAGCCCAGUCAACAAUCACAGAGGGUGCAAUUUAUGGACCUACGCUCAACGGCAAGGGUCAUGAGCAUUCGCAACCAAUUUGCUGCAUUUUUUGAAUCCCCAGAAGGAGAGGUGUCAUGGCAGAAUGAUUUUGUGUGAAAGCCAAAAUUUGAAGACACAUUGAUUCCAAUACAGCCAACUUCUGUACAGAUGGAGCUAAAUUUUGAAUAAAGAUGUAUACAGUAUAACUUUCUUUUUUUUGGGGGGAAAUAAAAACAUUUGUCUAACACAAAAAACUGUUCAUAUGUCCAUUUUUCCUGCUGACAAGCGUAUGCUAUGCUUUUUUGAGUCCUUAGCAUAUGCUUGCCUUAAGGCAGAGGGCAAAGGCCAAGCUUACUCCCGUCUGAAGGCAGAGGGCAAAGGAGUCCUUUGCUCUC